AUGAGAGAUCCGGAUUUCUGGGAAGACCCUCUUGAGUUCAAGCCAGAGAGGUUUUUAACAUCUUCAAGAUCAGGGCAAGAAGAGGAGAGAAAUGAGCAAGCAAUGAAGUAUCUUCCUUUUGGUGGCGGUAGGAGAGGAUGUCCUGCAUCAAAACUAAGUUAUAUGGCACUAGGAACAACAAUAGGAAUGAUGGUGCAGUGCUUUGAGUGGAGAAUCAUAGGAGAGAAGGUCAACAUGGAUGACCGGUAUAAAUGUUUCAGCAAAACCAUGGCACAUCCUCUUACGUUGACUCCUGUUACUCGACUAUCAAACCUUGAAUUGAAAACUUUAGUGAAUUUGCAGACCUAA
This is a messenger RNA of Microthlaspi erraticum, 348 nucleotides long. NCBI's taxonomy places the organism in Eukaryota, Viridiplantae, Streptophyta, Magnoliopsida, Brassicales, Brassicaceae. The record is from the annotation of a GenBank genome assembly.